Tuber melanosporum (Perigord truffle) is the source of this 1185-nucleotide messenger RNA. RefSeq lists its product as uncharacterized. Bases 151 to 1062 code for a protein of 303 amino acids. NCBI's taxonomy places the organism in Eukaryota, Fungi, Ascomycota, Pezizomycetes, Pezizales, Tuberaceae. The transcript has 5 exons. The record is from RefSeq and is a predicted model, not a curated record.
UAUCUUUCCUGAGAGUGGAAUACCACUGUACCUGCGAAGGAAAAAGGGGACGGGGGGGUUAGCUCCGAUCGAAAGAUAUAAUAAGGAAGCGGUGCAAUGAACGGUGCACACCUGCUUAUUCGAGAUGCGGGCAUACUGAGGCUGGGUGUGAUGCCGAACCUUCAACCAUUUAAAACCAUCACCAGAUACUUCGUCUCCCCGGCAUCGCACCACACUUACAACUUCCUACAAUACGAAUACCGUCCAAACCUUUCACUGAUCACAUACACCUCUCGCCGCACCAAGAAAAAGAAAAAUUACCGACCCAUUUUCGGUAAAGCAAUACAUAACUCUGCAACACAAUCAACAAACAUGGUCACCACUAAUGCAUCCAAAGAUGAGGCUGUAAAGCCAAAGGUCACACUGUUCUGGCUCAACCAAUCCCGCGCCCAACGAAUAGUAUGGCUUCUCGAAGAGCUCGGUCUGGACUACGAUCUCGAGAUUUACAGACGGGUGGAUAAGCUAGCUCCAGCAAACGCUAAGGAAAUUCAUCCACUCGGGAAAUUCCCAGUGGUAAAGGUUAACGACGAUCUGCUUGCCGAGUCUGGAUUCAUUACCGAGUACUUGGUCGACAACUAUGGCGAAUGGCUGAAGCCAAAAGACCGUGCUUCUUUGAUGAGAUACAAAUAUUUUCUCCAUUACGCAGAGGGCUCUUUUAUGCCUCCCCUGAUCGUUGGGGUUGUAAUGCAGGGUGUCAGGAGCGCACCCGUCCCGUUCUUCUUGAAGCCAUUUGUCAAUAUGAUAUGCUCCGGUGUGGAGACAAAAUUCUUGUUACCAAAUUAUAAGACCCAUUUCGACUUCCUCGAGUCCGAAAUCUCCGAGCGCCCAUGGCUUGCUGGAGAAGAGUUUACCGGCGCGGAUAUCCUGCUAUCUUUCCCACUUACCGCAAUGAAAGGGAAAUCGAUAUUCACUCAGGAGAAUUAUCCGAGACUUUGGGCAUAUACGGAAAAGCUCACCGAAAGGGAAGCAUACAAGAAGGCGGCAAAAAAGACCGAAACGAUGGAGGGAGAGAAGAUUUUUUAAACGAGGGUGGGCAAUAUGGUACCAGGAAGGCGGCUUGAAUUUACCGAAAUUUCUCUUUAGCAUAGUAUUGGAACGCAGAUCAAUGUGAUUGUUGGCUUGGGGGGUCUUGACCGCUGUACUGUA